Messenger RNA from Ficedula albicollis (Collared flycatcher), 5916 nucleotides. It is a transcript of the gene MIOS, whose product is annotated as missing oocyte, meiosis regulator, homolog (Drosophila). Gene Ontology annotation, molecular function: protein binding. Gene Ontology annotation, cellular component: cytoplasm. The record is from RefSeq and is a predicted model, not a curated record. Bases 152 to 2785 code for a protein of 877 amino acids. The transcript is spliced from 12 exons. Gene Ontology annotation, biological process: cellular response to amino acid starvation; positive regulation of TORC1 signaling. Lineage: Eukaryota; Metazoa; Chordata; Aves; Passeriformes; Muscicapidae.
GGAGCCUCCCGCGGGCUGGUGUUGGAGGGAGUGGCUCUUUCCCAGCAGCACACCCAGGUGUCCUGCCACAGUGGAGCUUGGUUUCCGUAUGCAUGGAUAUCACCUGAAUCUUCUUAGCAGAGCUUAAAUUGUGUGUCAGCUCACUCUAGCCAUGAGUGGCUCCAAACCUGAUAUCCUGUGGGCCCCACACCACGUUGACAGAUUUGUUGUGUGCGAUUCAGAGCUGAGCCUUUAUCACAUUGACUCUGCUGUAAGUUCAGAACUCAAGGCAGGGUCCUUGCGCUUGUCGGAGGAAACUACGGCUACGCUCCUGUCAAUAAAUUCGGAUACACCGUACAUGAAAUGUGUGGCUUGGUAUCCCAAGUACGAUCCUGAAUGUCUCCUUGCUGUUGGACAGGCCAAUGGCCGAGUGGUACUUACCAGCCUGGGGCAAGAUCACAACUCAAAAUCUAAAGAUUUGAUAGGCAAAGAGUUUGUUCCCAAACACGCUCGGCAGUGCAACACCCUGGCGUGGAAUCCACUGGAUAGCAAUUGGCUCGCUGCUGGGUUAGAUAAACAUAGGGCUGACUUUUCAGUCCUGAUCUGGGAUAUCAGCAGCAAAUAUGCUCCAGAGACUGCAGUUGCUACAGAGAAAGUAAGACUUUCAGCAGGAGAUGCAGAAGCAGGCCUGGUAGUAACAAAACCACUGUAUGAAUUAGGACAGAAUGAUGCUUGUCUCUCUCUCUGUUGGCUUCCACGGGAUCAGAAGCUGCUAUUGGCUGGAAUGCAUCGAAAUCUGGCUAUCUUUGAUCUUAGGAACACAAGCCAAAAAAUUUUUGUAAACACCAAGGCUGUCCAGGGAGUGACUGUUGAUCCCUAUUUCCACGAUCGCGUCGCUUCCUUCUAUGAAGGUCAGGUUGCCAUAUGGGAUUUAAGAAAGUUUGAAAAGCCUGUUUUGACCCUGACAGAGCAACCAAAACCCUUAACAAAAGUUGCAUGGUGUCCAACAAGGACUGGACUGUUGGCUACUUUAACAAGAGAUAGUAACAUCAUUAGAUUGUAUGAUAUGCAGCAUACUCCCACCCCUAUUGGAGAUGAAACUGAGCCGACCAUAAUUGAAAGAAGUGUCCAACCGUGUGAAAAUUACAUUGCUUCAUUUGCCUGGCAUCCCACAAGUCAAAAUCGAAUGGUAGUAGUGACUCCCAACAGGACUAUGUCUGACUUCACAGUUUUUGAAAGAAUUUCUCUUGCAUGGAGCCCGGUGACGUCCUUAAUGUGGGCUUGUGGACGACAUUUGUAUGAGUGUACUGAAGAAGGAAAGGCUAGUUCCUUGGAGAAAGACAUAGCAACCAAAAUGCGCCUCAGAGCUCUGUCAAGGUAUGGUCUUGAUACUGAACAAGUUUGGAGAAAUCACCUCCUAGCUGGAAAUGAAGAUCCUCAGCUGAAAUCACUUUGGUACACUCUGCAUUUUAUGAAGCAAUAUACUGAAGAUAUGGAUCAAAAACUUACAGGAAACAAAGGUCCCUUAGUUUAUGCUGGCAUUAAAUCAAUUGUGAAGUCAUCUUUGGGAACAACAGAGAACCUCAGGCACAGCAGGAGUGGAUCUGAUAGACAGGCAGAUAUUAUUCAGUAUUUGAGUGAGGAGAGAUCUUUGGCUUUGCAGCUCUGUGGGUGGAUAAAGAAGGGAACAGACUUAGAUGUGGAACCUUUCCUGAAUUCAUUGGAACAGGAAGGAGACUGGGAGCGAGCUGCUGCUGUAGCACUUUUCAACUUGGACAUACGGCGAGCAAUACAAAUUCUGAAUAAAGGGGCUUCCUCAGGAAAAGGUGAUCUGAACCUUAAUGUAGUAGCAAUGGCUCUGUCAGGCUACACAGAUGAGAAGAACUCACUUUGGAGAGAAAUGUGCAGUACUCUAAGACUGCAGCUGAACAAUCCCUACUUGUGUGCUAUGUUUGCUUUCCUGACGAGUGAGUCUGGUUCAUAUGAUGGUGUUUUGUAUGAAAAUAAUGUAGCUGUACGAGACAGAGUGGCAUUUGCUUGCAAGUUCCUCAAUGAUGCUCAGCUCAACAGGUUUAUUGAAAAGCUGACAAAUGAAAUGAAGGAGGCUGGGAAUUUGGAGGGAAUACUGUUAACAGGCCUGACAAAAGAUGGAGUUGACUUGAUGGAAAGUUAUGUUGACAGAACUGGAGAUGUCCAGACAGCAAGCUAUUGCAUGCUACAGGGUUCUCCAUCAGAUGUACUUAAGGAUGAAAGAGUUCAGUACUGGAUUGAGAACUACAGGAAUCUCUUAGAUGCUUGGAGGUUUUGGCAUAAACGUGCAGAAUUUGAUAUCCAUAGGAGUAAGCUGGAUCCCAGCUCAAAGCCUUUAGCCCAGGUGUUUGUGAGUUGCAAUUUCUGUGGAAAAUCAAUCUCUUACAGUUGUUCAGCUAUUCCUCAUCAGGGGCGAGGCUUUAGCCAGUAUGGAGUCAGCGGUUCACCAACCAAGUCUAAAGUUACCAGCUGUCCUGGUUGCCGUAAGCCCCUUCCCCGCUGUGCACUUUGCUUGAUAAAUAUGGGAACACCAGUUUCCAGCUGUCCAGGAGGAUCCAAGUCAGAUGAAAAAGUGGAUCUUAGCAAAGACAAGAAGUUAGCCCAGUUCAACAACUGGUUUACUUGGUGUCACAACUGUAGGCAUGGUGGACAUGCUGGUCAUAUGCUGAGCUGGUUCAGGGACCAUACCGAGUGCCCAGUUUCUGCCUGCUCUUGUAAGUGUAUGCAGCUGGAUACAACAGGGAAUCUUGUUCCAGCAGAGACUGUCCAGGCAUAAAUACUGUUAGUAAAUGUGUGGCUCUCUAAUGGAUGUCCAUCCUAGUCCAAGCAGAUAUUUUAGACAAAGGUAAUUUGUGACUUACUGUGAAAAAAUAAAUUGCUAUCAAAGUAGUAAAAUGAUGUGUGUAUGACUGUGCUUGGCAGAAACAGGUAUUCCUGAAGUGAGCCUCUGAGCAGUGUGAGGCCCUCAUUCAGGAGAGUGAAGAAAUGCACUCCUGGAAUUGUGGACUCUUUGGAUUUGCUGAAAUCCAAAGAAGACCUUUAUUAAAAAAGUUUUGAAGAUAAUGCUGAUUGGUUUCAAAGCUGAGUUUAUAUGCUGUGAAAGCAGACCUUCAAAAUAAACACUUGAAAAGAAGAUGGCAAAGUGAUGCUGUGGACUCCUCUGUUCAUUGUUUGACCACUUUUGUAUGCAAAUGAUUGUUUCCUUGUAAGUUUAUUCAAAGUGUCACUGCUAACUGUCUUCUAAAGAUUUUUAUUUAAUAGAAAAAUCCAUUUCCUUCUUUUCCCAGGCUUUGUUGAUAGUAAAGCAACAUCUUGGCAAUUCAAGUUCUUACUUAACUAGGCUACGUAUCUAGCUGAUUCAAAUUUUAUUGCUAAAGAUUUUGGGGGUUUUCUCUCCUAGCAAUGACUGUAUCCUAGAGAAGAGUUCCCCAAGAAGUCAUGUGACUGUUUCAGUGCAGAGUGCAGGUAAACUAUAGGAGGUUGUAUCUGAUAAAUUUUUAACUUUGUACUGUGAAGAUCUGAAAUCUCAAGGACUGGAGACUUGUAAAUAUGUAAGUUUUAAACUAUGUGUAGAGUUUUGACUACAAAAAUAUUUGAAGACUUCGAGAUAAUCAGCAUUUCCCUGUACUUCUGAAAUAUACUGGGAAGUGUGGAAUCAACCUGUAUAAAUCCUGCUUCUGGUCUCUAGUGAACACCCAUCUGCUGCCAGUUUUAAGUAAUUGAUCAGAGUACUUCUAGAUGUAUUACCAGCUGGAAUUAAGAUUAUUAACUUGAGAGAGCGCCAAUGAUAUUUUGCUAAUACUGUGCUAGGAGCUAAUUGGUAUUGUUGUCCUUGACUUUGCAGGCAACAAAAUUCACACAAAUUAGGGAAAAAACCAAACCUGUUUUAAGGUACGUAAUAAUAACAUCAGUUUACUUGGUGUGUGUUUAUUUACAGUAUAUGAGUUACUCAACACUUGUGUGCUAUGAAAUAGUAAAUGGAAUGUUAGCAAUAAACUGGUACUGUUUGCCAGAACUGUAAAAAUUGCUGUUUUAAAGAGAAUAUAUUGUAAUAUACCACUAGUUCUAUGUGCUCUAGUGUAGUUUCAAGAAGAUAAAAUAUGGAAAUGUUUUCUGUGGGUGUACAAGAUUACAUCCAGGACUUUGGGUUGUAUUUUCUGAGUUAGCAUUAAUGUUGUAAUACAUCUGCUGCAUUUAUUUUGAUCUAAAAUUGGCAAAGAUUUUUUUUUCAGAGGUAGAAAUCUAAGAGGUACUUGGUAUUUUUAGGCAUGGGAGAGCAGUUACUUUUUUUUCUUUUUAGAAUAUUUAUUUCUCUUUCUAGUAUUAUUGCACACUUCACAUCGCUGUUAAACAGCUCUUCAAAAUGUUCUCCAUUUAUAAAUGUAAACUGGGGCUUACAGUAUGGUACCCUAUUUAUAUAAAUACAGGCAAUAAAGGUUUUGGUUUAUGUAAAUGAGGAUUGGUAAGUGUCAAGUAUUUGUUUUUUAUUCUUAUGUAGUAACAUUUAGUAAAUUUUCCUGAUAAUUUCCGUGUUGAAGUAAAUGCAACUACCAACAUACAGUGUCUCAUUUUCUCUUGUAAAGAAAAUGAAUCUAUAACGUUUUUACCUCGACUAUUAGUGUGUGUGUCAAAUUCUAUCACUAAGUUAAAUUACAUGCUCACUUUAAUACUCAUGUUUUGGAUUAUGAAUGUGCAUAUUCUGGCACUAUGAGUUUUGGCUGUUGCAAUUAGUAAUCAGGCUUUCAAGUCAGUAGUUACACUACUUGCAAAAUUUACAAAGCAGAGCUGAAUGUUUUUUAAUUACCAGAGUUUUUCCCUUGUUUUGUUUCUAAAUUAAUAAAACUGUCAUUUUUGGGGUGAUUUCUUGUUUUCUAACGAAAAGUAUAGCUAUAACCAUUUAUUAGCUGCAGUUAUUUAUUUUUUUUGUUUACUAUUGCCUGGUAAAUCUCAGCUCAACUCUGCUGAUGUGUUCAAACCUUCCCUCACAAGACCUCAUACCCCAGGCUGGUCUCUGAAGAAGUAAAGCCAUCUAGUGGCAGGCUGCUCCACUGGGCAUGGGUGGUGUGGGUAACUGCAUAAAAUUUUACAGAGUGUAUGUGCACACACAAAAUACCAAUUUUCUAAAGCAGAAUAGAACAAAAUAGUUUUAAAUGGUAGGAAAACAUGCAUGCAGUUAUUAAGAAUGACAUUUGGUUCUACUGAGCACUAAAUAGAGUGGUGAUAAACAAGGCAUGGUAUUGUGCCACAUGGAUCUUGUGUUCUGUUUGCUGUACAAGACCUCCUUCCCAGUGAGAGUAACUGCGUCACUAUCUGUCUUCUAGUUCCUCUGUUAACUUGAUCAUCCCUCCAGUUUAUAGUGAGUUCAAAGUGUAAGUUUUUGAAACCUAUUCCUUGGCUGAUAAUGGAGAUGUCUAUAAAUAAGCACAAAGCUACCAGACUUAUUAAGGCACUAAAUCUAACUACUAAACCUGAAACCUGUUUGUAUGAAAGUUUAAUGAACAUGGCUACAGUUUACUUGAAAUACUUUGAAAUAUUUCAUUAAUUCCCAGAGAAUAUUUCCAAAGUUCAAUUUUACUUUAAAUGUGUUACCUCACGUGAUGCAAAAAAAAUUGUUAAGUAUUGUAAGUAGCUUUGAUAGUAACAAAAUUUGGGACUGUUUGAAGUUCCUAUGUUUAAUCACCAUGACAAGCUGGCUGAAUCCUGGUACUGCUGCUUCGACUCCAACCAAGAAUGAAGGCUGUGAUGGGACUUCAACUGUGCUUGAAGUCCUCAAGCCUAAUUAGACAUCUUUCAACUGUUUAGCAUCAGUGCAAAGGCAAGAACCUUGUACUCCACUUUGUUAAAUUUAACUGUGUCAAGUAAAAUGAACAGGACUUGCCACAUAUCACUGAAAAUAAAACUAACAUU